Messenger RNA from Eurytemora carolleeae, 2952 nucleotides. Its product is annotated as acidic mammalian chitinase. The transcript has 8 exons. Gene Ontology annotation, molecular function: chitinase activity; chitin binding; carbohydrate binding. Lineage: Eukaryota; Metazoa; Arthropoda; Copepoda; Calanoida; Temoridae. Gene Ontology annotation, biological process: chitin catabolic process; carbohydrate metabolic process. Gene Ontology annotation, cellular component: extracellular region. The record is from RefSeq and is a predicted model, not a curated record. Bases 879 to 2864 code for a protein of 661 amino acids.
AGAAAUGGUGGAAUCUCCUUUAAUUUUUCAUUUUUAAGAUUUCAGAUAAACUCAAUAUUGUUUACUGCACUCGCAUUCAUUUUUAAUUACAAAUAUGCAUUAUAAAUCAUGAAAUAUUUUCAUUUCAUCUAAUUAUAUCAUUAAAAUCUUAACAUUCAUUAUACUUAAAUGUAUCAUAUCAAAUAUAUAUUUCUAUUGCAUGAAUAAUUAAACACUUGUAAAGGCAAAGUACUAAACGAAUUAUUUUAUGCGCAAUGCCAUCAAACUUUAAACAUUCACAUGUUAAUUCUUAAUUACAGUGGUUUUCAUGUAACCCUGGAAUUUUCAUCACAUAUUUACAGCAAUCACUUAGAUUUGAUAUUUUAAUUGCACUUUUUUGAUUAUAUCCUUUCGAAAUAAGAAAUUGAUUGCUUCGAUCCUCUUUGAUCCGCAUAUCAUUGCAACCAGGGACCAAAUUUAAUACAUUGCUGGGGAGUUCGCUGAGCUACCUAGAACUGGCACCAUCGGUUGAAAUCUUGAAUCACCGAUUCAAAUCCUUUUGAACCUUAAACUUUGUAUAAAUGAUUUAAAUUUUAACCGAUAUUAGGUAGUUCACCAACCUAGCUCAAAUUCGUUACGAUAUUGUCCCUGAUAGUGUAAAGCUAUGAAAAAAAAUAAGAAUUGGAGUUUGAGGCAAGAAAUCAGUUCCGUAAUAAUGUUUACAGGUUAAAUUUUACCUUUAAAAAUAUGUAUUUUUUGCUUAGUCUCAGGAUUUAGUUGCCCAGCAGGUGUUGCUGGAAACUUUGCUGAUCCUUCUAACUGUCAGAAGUUCUAUAAAUGCUUCUACGGAACAGCUUUUCAGGAAUAGAGACAGGUGAAAAGCAAAAUAUGAAACAUCAAUGUCCAUCUCUACCCAGGAAUCAUGUCCAGCUGGAACCCUUUGGGAUGAUUCCCUCAAGCUCUGCAACUGGGCGGCUCUUGUCUCUUGUAAUUCAGGACCUACAUCACCUUCACCAACUACUACAUCCACAUCCAAGCCUUCUACAACAAAGGCUCCAGCUGGUGUGUUUGUUUGCCCCCCAGGUGUUGCGGGUAACUUUGCUGACCCAUCCGAUUGCCAGAAGUUCUAUAAAUGCUUCUAUGGCGUAGCUACUAGUGAAUCAUGUGCAGCUGGACUCCUGUGGGAUGACUCUAUCAAGAAUUGUAAUUGGGCAGUAAAUGUUGUUUGCAAUUCAGCAGCUACUGCAGCCCCCUCUACAAAUCCUUCCACUACAACUGCAACACAAACUACAGCAAAACCUGCAACAACAACAACAACAACGACAGCCGCAUCAACAGCUGGAGGAGCUGGAAGUUGUAACAGUAUGUUAGCUGUAUCUAGCAGUUGGACAGGGAACCUAGGAGCAACUCUUAAUCUUCCAGUCACAACUUCAAUAUCUUCAUUUUCUAUACUGAUUACAUCUGAUGUUCCAAUCUCCAAUAUACAGUUUUGGGAUGCAGAUGUGACCCCAUCUUCUGGAACCAGCUUCACGGUUACAUCUAAAUCCUGGUUUUCAGGAUCCAAAGCUGGAUCAGUUCUAUCUCUUGGUCUGCAGAUCAGUUUCUCAGGGUCCAAGAAUCCUUCAUUUACUUCGAUCAAGCUUAAUAAUAAUGAGCUUUGCCAGGGAACUGGAGGAUCUCAACCAUCUACAACACAAUCACCGGUCACAUCUUCAAUCACUUCAGUAAUAACUCCAGCUACAACUUCCCCAGGGGUAUCAUCAACUACGUCUACUGGAAGCGGAAACUGCUCGCCAAAGAAAGUGGUUUGCUACUAUCCCAACUGGGCACAUUACAGACCAGGUCUUGGCAGCUACAAAGUUGAAGAUAUUGAUGUAAGCCUAUGCACACAUAUUGUUUAUGCAUUUGCAACCCUGGAUGGAAGUACUUAUACCAUGAAUGUUUUUGACUCAUGGCUAGACAUUGAUCUUAAAAAUUACGAAAAGUUUGUCGGACUCCGUGCUCAGUAUCCAAAUAAGAAGUUUUUGAUUGCCCUUGGAGGAUGGAAUGACUCAAGGACUAACAAAUAUGCCACUCUUCUUGCCUCUGCUGCUUUAAGAGCAAACUUUGUGACUAAAGCGGUGGAAUUUAUUGCCAAGUAUAAAUUUGAUGGUCUUGAUUUGGAUUAUGAAUACCCUGCAUUUGAGCAGUCUGCAUCUGAAAAAUCUACUUUUGCUGCAUGGGUAAAAGAGCUAAAAACUGCUUUUAAACCUUAUGGAUGGGAAUUGACAGCAGCAGUGGCUGCUGGAAAGAGCAAGAUAGAUGCUGGUUAUGAUGUUCCUGAAUUAUCAAAGUAUCUUGAUGCAAUCCAUUUGAUGACCUAUGACAUGCAUGGAUCCUGGGAGAGUACUGUUAAUCAUCAUGCUCCACUUUACUCUACCUCUUCAUCUGAUGAGCUAUCAGUGGACUUUGCUGUUAACUACUGGUUGAGUAAAGGAGCUCCAAAAAGCAAAUUGGUUGUUGGAAUCCCAACUUAUGGUCAAUCAUGGACCUUGAGUGGUUCAUCUACCAGUAUUGGAUCAAGUGGAUCCGGAGCAGGUUCUCAGGGUAGUAUCACUCAGCAGGCAGGAUUCCUUAGCUACCAGGAGAUAUGUCUAAACCUGAAGAAUGGUUGGACAGUUGUCAAUGAUCUAACUGGGUCACGUGGACCAUAUGCAUACAAUGGAAACCAAUGGGUUGGAUAUGAUGAUCCAGCAAUAGCAGGACUCAAGGCUCAGUAUAUCCUGGAUAAUGAUUUAGGUGGAGCAAUGUUCUGGGACUUACCUUCAGAUGAUUUCAAUAACAGAUGUGGAGGUGGUAGAUAUCCCAUAAUUUCAGCUGUUGAUAAAGUUUUAACACCCUGUUAAUGCUAAGACGUUAUGUCGACUUUUAUUCGAAAUUAAAGUUUUUUAAAGUCUGUGAUUUCAAAAUAAAUGAAUUAAUUUGGAAAGAAAA